Messenger RNA from Coregonus clupeaformis (lake whitefish), 354 nucleotides. Its product is annotated as keratin-associated protein 6-2-like. The record is from RefSeq and is a predicted model, not a curated record. NCBI's taxonomy places the organism in Eukaryota, Metazoa, Chordata, Actinopteri, Salmoniformes, Salmonidae. The coding region runs from base 1 to 354 and encodes 117 amino acids. The transcript has a single exon.
AUGGAGGGGUAUCUGGAGGGGUAUCUGGAGGGCUAUAUGGAGGGGUAUCUGGAGGGGUAUCUGGAGGGGUAUAUGGAGGGGUAUCUGGAGGGGUAUCUGGAGGGCUAUAUGGAGGGGUAUCUGGAGGGGUAUCUGGAGGGCUAUAUGGAGGGGUAUCUGGAGGGGUAUAUGGAGGGGUAUCUGGAGGGCUAUAUGGAGGGGUAUCUGGAGGGGUAUCUGGAGGGCUAUAUGGAGGAGUAUCUGGAGGGGUAUCUGGAGGGGUAUAUGGAAGGGUUUCUGGAGGGGUAUCUGGAGGGCUAUAUGGAGGGGUAUCUGGAGGGGUAUCUGGAGGGGUAUUAUGAAAACACAAUAUAA